AUGUCGCUGUUGUACCAAAGUUCUAUACGGGGUCGGACCAUCGCCUCCUCCGAGGAAGAUUUUCCUUCAAAAGGAGAGCAGAGAAAGCCGCCAAGUUUAGAGAGGGAUCUCUUCACUAUGCUAGACGGCUUUUGGGAAGAUUCCGCAAUGGGCAACAUCGACGAGGAAUAUGACCGGCUUGUUAAACACCUUCAUAACUGCGCGAAGAAGACUGAGAGUUUUGAAACAACCAAGAGACGCCUGUCUCUUGAAACUCUUGAGCUAAUACGCCAGCGUGGAGCAGCACGAGCCGCAGGAAACCAAGAAAUCACGUCCGAGCUCGCAAAGCUUUGCAGAGAGGCGAUAAAGGAAGAUCUUUAA
Messenger RNA from Necator americanus (New World hookworm), 360 nucleotides. RefSeq lists its product as uncharacterized. NCBI's taxonomy places the organism in Eukaryota, Metazoa, Nematoda, Chromadorea, Rhabditida, Ancylostomatidae. The transcript has a single exon. The coding region runs from base 1 to 360 and encodes 119 amino acids. The record is from RefSeq and is a predicted model, not a curated record.